Messenger RNA from Mya arenaria, 3390 nucleotides. RefSeq names its product hippocalcin-like protein 1. Gene Ontology annotation, molecular function: calcium ion binding. The transcript is spliced from 4 exons. The record is from RefSeq and is a predicted model, not a curated record. Lineage: Eukaryota; Metazoa; Mollusca; Bivalvia; Myida; Myidae. Bases 662 to 1282 code for a protein of 206 amino acids.
CCGUUUCACUAAAAAUAACAGUUGCAGACAAAAAAGUUUGAUUAUGUGCCACAAGGUUGGCUUGUUUUUGUGGAAAUUGUUAAGGACUAGCAAAGGUCGUGAUUCAUAAGGCAUACUAAUUUGCCGACUUAAUGAUUUAGACGAUCGAGAAGGAAGCUAUUACAAAUGUGACAAAUAUGAUUAUAUGACGAAAUAUAAGGAAAAGUGCGAUGCCUUUACAACAGAUAGGUGCGUAUGAUUAACACUGAUUAUUAUCGCGCUCUGUCAUCAGUCAUGCAGCCCUAAUGCAUGCAAGCCGCAAAACAUAAUUGUUUGCAUGCGGGUGACUAUUCUAUUGGCUCUUAAACAAUAAAAAAGAUAUAUGAUAUACAGCGUACGAUAGUGUGAAGAUAACAGAUACCCUGAUUGUUAUUUAGAUUCGACUAAACACACAUCCUUUAGACAAAACUGUUUGAUUUUGUGCGGCAAAUUUUACAUUUUCGUGGACAUUGUUAAUAUCUAGCAGUGGAAUUAAUUGAAAAGGUUAGUGACAUCUUUAUCACAAAUACUAAAGCCAUCACUGAAUGAUCUAGAGGAUACCGAGAAUAUCUGUUCGAUAGAAGCAAUCCUGUGACAAGGGACGCGCUUAUAAGCAGUGAACACGACAACACGUACCGGAAGUAUGGGUGCGGGAAAGUCUCGGUUGCCCCCACAGACUCUGUCUGAGCUACAGGCGAACGUGGACGUGGAUUUCACACAUGAAGAGAUUCAGCAAUGGUACCACGAAUAUCUUAAAACAACGGGUAGGUACAAGACUCGCCUUACCCGGGAGGAUUUCCAGCGAGUGUACGACAGUGUUUUUGUCGGAGACUCCCGGGAUUUCGUCGGCCACCUCUUCCGCACAUUCGACCUGAACAACGACGGCUACGUUGACUUUAAAGAGUUCAUUGUGGGUCUUUGCGUGUCUGGCAGUGAACGCGUAGACCGGAAGUUGGGUUGGGCGUUCCGGAUGUACGACACAGACGGCAGUGGCGCCAUUACCAGAGAGGAAAUGACCAUCAUGCUUAAGGCGAUCAACAAGAUGAUUUCGCAGAACAACAAGAGAAGCGCCAGCGACAAAGGGAACAGCCACCAAAACAACUCCAUCCAUGACUCAGCGACAGUAGAAGAAAUGGUUGAGACCUUCUUUAGGUCCGCAGAUAAGAACGGUGACAACCAGAUCACUGAAGACGAGUUUAUUGAAGGAACAAAACACAUGCCCGUGUUUCUGCAUUUGUUGGAGUGGGACCCAGAUUCUGCUUAGUCCGAUGACGUCCUCAAAAAUGAACGUUUUUAGCAGUUUGCUAUUUUUAUCAGAGCCAAAAAUAGUACAUAUGAACAAGAAUAGUAAGCAUACUAAUCAGUGCACAAUAAGAUAUUUCUAAACAUCUUAUUACUUAUGCUCUUUUUAUGGUCUAUGAGCGUUGUGUCCAGUGUGGUAGUUAAAUACUACAUGUAAGAUUACGUGUUUAUCAAAUGCUUGUGAUGUUAUGUAUAUACCUAUAUUAGUAUGUGCUCGUUCAUACAAUGUUGCACCAUCGGGAUUCCCAGCAAAUGUUAGCAUUCCGUGCACCAACGAAAGGUUCGGAAUCUGUACCAGGGGGACCAAAGUAAUUAUGUGUAAUAAGCGUAUUUGUAAAAGACAAAUGUUCUAGUACUGUUUUGUCACCAUGCAGGUAACAUUUUGUAAGAAAAAACAGGAACAAGCGAAUAUAGCUCUUACAAUGCUUAAUAUUAUAUGUAGUUCACUUGAACAAAUACCGUGUAUGGAUUUUGCCCACUGAUAUCCAUCAUGGCUUUGUGAUGUAAAUGGAACUGCUCUCAAAUCUGAAUAUCAAACAAAAUAAUUAUCUAGUACGUAGCAAAGCAUAAAAAUAGCAUUCUUCUUCGAAAAUCUGAUAGAAGAAUUUUGAUUGGUAGAUAAUUAUGCUGCAAAUGUCUGUUGAAAAUGGUUUAAAACAUGUACAAUGUUUGAUAAGUCGUGUAUAAACAAACUAUGGUAGCCUAAAGUGGACACUCUAAUGUCAAUAUAGUGUUAAAAAUGCAUUUUUACGACGAUUUAUUUAAAUAUAUUUAGUUAUGGCAUUUUUAAAAAAGAUAAUAGUUGAUGCAUAUCUUGAAACCACUAAACAAAUCAUGGUCUCCGGAAGAAAUUUACCUCAUUUAUAAACAUGAACUGAGUUGAGUGGAGUUGAGUUGUCAUUCAUGUACACACACGUUUACGCCAAGCGCGAAGACCCACUCAAAAUGACCAGUGUUCAAGGUUAUUUACGCUCAACACAUAUUCAGUGUGGACAUACCACGUGGUUUGUGACGUCACAUUUAGUUAUAACGUGAAGUAACCAGAAACUUAAUUUGCUUCUCGUCAUAACAAACAAUAUUUUGUCCAUUUUCAGCAUUUGCCCACGAUUUUUUAAAAAACUAUAAAUUACUUAACAUGUCGCUAAGUAACCGAGUGUAGUGUACAUUUUUCCGCUUAGCCUCCGCUAUAAAAAUAACGCACUUACAGCGAUAAUCCUUUUUGGGGCGAGCGGUAUUUUACUUCACGUUAUAACUAAAUGUGACGUCACAAACCACGUGGUAUGUCCACACUGCAUAUUCAUGUGAAUACAUGUAGACAUGAUGACAAAUUAUAAUACAUGUAUAUUUCGUAACUAAUAACCUAAUACACCAAGCUAUCGGGUCAGUUAUUAUAGGAUAUUAGUAUUUGGGUAAGAAGACAUAAAACACAUAAAGACAAUCAGAUCAGGCCAGGCUGCAUUGGUUUCUUCUGAGUUUUGAAUACAACCAAAAUGGAUUAAGCUAUUGACAAUCACUAUGACACAUGAACACAUUAACUUUUGAUAUUGGUUAUUGUAUUGUAUACUAUUAUAGUUUGAUAGAUUUGUGAUUUACUAUUCCAGUUCAUCCUUAAACAUAGAUUGAUUAUAAUAUUGAUUUAAUAUUUCACACUGCACCGUAUAAUUGUAAUUGAAAUAUAUUUAAUAUGUAUAUGAAAACAAAACAACUGUAUAGUCUACGUGCAAUAAAUUCUGUUCUGUUCUGUUCUUUUCUAGAUAAAGCUGUUAAAUACUGCCUUCUUGCAUUCAGGUAUAUUGCACAACAUAGUGGAAUUCAUCACCAAUGUUAUUUUGGUUAUUUUGGUUUCGGUAAUUUCUUUCAAUACCAAACCAAUGACCCUUUUCAACCAGUUUUGUAAAGUCUAUAAUUGUUACAUUUUGGAGACUCCUUUACCAUAACUCAACACAUAUGUACAUGUCUACGCUAUUUUUGACCUUAAGAUGUAUGUAAAACAAACAAACAUUCUUCUACGGAUUUAUGUUAUAUAUUUUUUAGCGUCAUGUUUCACAUCAGCAGUAAAGUUGAGCAUGC